AUGGGAUCAUCUUUGUGCUUUAAAGAUUCUUAAAAAUCAACCGAUGAAAUAAAAUUAAUAUCUAACAAACAAUAUAAAUUGAAUGGACCUCCUCAUCUAUUCAAACCAACUCCGAUAGUAAAUAUUCUAAUGUUUGAUGAAUAAAUUGAAAAAGAGGAGUCUCCUUAAACUGAAAUUUUAGAUUCUCUAAGCAAUAUAUAAAAUGUUUAAUAGUUUUCAUAUACUGCACAAUAGUCAGAAGAAAUUGAUAGCACUCAAUCAAAACCUUGGAUAAAAAAAACUUAUGCUAUUUAAACUAUUAAUGUAUCUAAUUUUAAAAAUGAUGAAAAUAAUAAUAAAAACAAUAAUUCUCAACCAAGAAAUUCCAGUAGGGAACAUAAUAUAUCAAUAGGAAAAAAUAAGAAUAUGAAACAAGGUUCAAAUAUUUCCAUUUAAUUGGGACAAUAAGGAUCGAUUUCAAAUGCAACUUUAGAUAAAAAAUAACUUAAGACUAAGAGCCAAUAUAAAAAUAAAUGA
This is a messenger RNA of Paramecium pentaurelia, 516 nucleotides long. The record is from the annotation of a GenBank genome assembly. NCBI's taxonomy places the organism in Eukaryota, Ciliophora, Oligohymenophorea, Peniculida, Parameciidae.